This is a messenger RNA of Cherax quadricarinatus, 1664 nucleotides long. NCBI's taxonomy places the organism in Eukaryota, Metazoa, Arthropoda, Malacostraca, Decapoda, Parastacidae. The record is from RefSeq and is a predicted model, not a curated record.
ACCAGUACAAAGUGGAGGUUGAAGUUUGGAUCCAGAAGUGUCAAGGGAAAUCUUCCCAAAAUUCAACACUGUCUCCACCUCAGUAAAGGUUCAGGAGACUAUCAAGAAGGCUCUGGACAUGACCAGAGAGAUAGGUGCCACAGCUGUCCCUGUCCUCCUGAAAGACUCCAGCUCCGCCAUCAUGGAGAAAGUUGAGAGAAUCACUAAUGAAAUACGUCCCACGUUGAAAGUCCUUUUAUCACACUCUACUUUUGUGAGAGGUCGGACUUUUGGCAGUGUCCGAUUCCCUCCACUAUUCCGAGCACAAAGCGGGGUCAUGCAUCCGCCACGAUUUCGCCUGUUACUUCCGAAGACAGAGGAAGCGGUGGCGACUGUGGCUGCAAGGGCGAAGCAGGAGCAAGAGGAAGACGAAGAGGACAGCGACAGCAGUGACGACCUGUUGAUGGCUCGGGGGUCAUCGCCAUAGUGGCUUGGUACUGGACCAGGCCUCCUGUUUGAUAGCCUGAUUAACCAGCCUAAUGAUGCUAGCAGCACGAAGUCCAACGUUAGCAACACUUCCUGGCUGAUCAGAAAUUAAUUUCAGGAACUUGCCAAGUUCCCUCCAGAAGACAGGCAGAGACUAUUCCACUUCCUGACAACUCUAUGGCUGAAGAAUGCUGACGUUGGUCGUCCUGCUGGAGUAAACAACAACAGCUGAUCCCCUACCCACACCCGUUAUUAUCAUGAACAUUGAAGAGACCUAAUGAUGCUAUCGUUAUGAUUUAUACAUACGUUAAGCCAUUAUUACCAGCAGUGUAUUCUGAGUGGGUGGUAAUGUGUGAUGUGUGGACUUGCCGCCUCACCAACAGUAAAUAAGUUUAUAACAAUAGAGGUGUACAUGAUAACAAUUGUCAUACAUGAUAACAUGUGUGUAAGCGAGUUUGGGUACAGGUUCAUCUACAUACAGCUACACAAACUACCAUACAUACUUAGUGGCUCGUCGUCUGGUGGCAAAAGCUUUCGCUUCACACUAAGAGGGUCCGGGUUCGAUUCCCGGAGAGGGUUGAAACACUGGGCUUGUUUCCUUACACCGGUUGUCUAUGUUCACCCAUCAGUAAAAUGGGUACCUGAGUGUUGGUGGGCUGGUGUGGGUCACAUCCUCUGACAAAACUGACCUAAUUUGCCCGAAACGCCCUGCAUAACAAGGGGCUUUCUAUGUAGGAGUAUGUCAUUGAUGUCAGCUAGACCUGUAUACCUUGUACAUGUACUUGUGGAAAUAAAGAUAUUAUUAUUAUUAUUAUUAUUAUUAUUAUUAUUAUUGUGUGAAUUACCUAAGAUAACUAAGUCAGGAAAAGUGACUUAUUUCCAUUUUCAUUUCAACAGCUAUUUCGCAGUGUUUUUAUUAAACAAUAAGUAAAUUAAACUUACAAAUAUGUUUAUUUUUUAUUCUUCCUCUGUUAGUGUGCAAGAGAAAGCUCAUAUUGUAUACUUACAAUCCUUGCUGUUAAGUAACCCAUAUAUUGUAUACUUACAAUCCCUGCUCUUUUUAAGUAACCCUUAUAUUGUAUAUUUACAAUCCUUGCUCUUGUUAAGUAACCCACAUAUUGUAUACUUACAAUCCUUGCUGUUAAGUAACCCAUAUAUUGUAUACUUACAAUCCCUGCUCUUUUUAAGUAACCCUUAUA